AUGGAGGGGGCCCUUCCCGGCGCAUACAACGGUGGUAGUCUCGUCGACCUCCGGUUCGACGAAACGUGCACCACGAGCCCGACCCUCAUUGAUAACCUGCGUAAUGGACAUUUGAGAACCUUGGAGCAGAGGCGCGGCUCCCUGCGGAAAAUCAGGUUCGACGUUUGCGACAACGUCGACUUCGGGCCGGGCGACCGCUCUUCGUUGACCGAUUUUGCUCGCCUCGAGGUUCUCCAAGUUAACGGGCAUGCUCUUGGCGCGUUCCGGCAAGCUUGGCGCAGCCAAAAUCCCCACGCCAAGAUAGAUAGCUUUCUUUCCACGAUGCUCCCGCCCUCCGCCUCGAAACUCGUACUGUGGAGUCCCGACGCUCUGGACCUGGGACCUGCAGUGCUGAGGCUUGCCCGCGUCGUCGAAAUCGGGCGGUACCCGGCUCUCAAGAGCAUCAGCAUCUUACCCUCCGAGGGCUCCUCCCGAGAUUCCGAAAACUGGAUCCAUUAUUCGACCUGGGCCCAAAUCGGGGCCAAUGUGAGCGAUAGUCUGGCCACAAUUGGCGUGCAAUUUUCGGUGAAGUCGCAGAACGGGUACUGGGGGCAUGAAGUUGAAGAUGUGUAG
Messenger RNA from Parascedosporium putredinis, 612 nucleotides. NCBI's taxonomy places the organism in Eukaryota, Fungi, Ascomycota, Sordariomycetes, Microascales, Microascaceae. The record is from the annotation of a GenBank genome assembly.